UUGGUAAUUCGCGGAAGUGUGAAAGUGAAUUGAAUUGGCGUCGAACGACGAAACUCUUUCAACUGUACUUUGAUUUUCUCACGGUGUCCGAGUUGACUCAUCCUUCUUCUUCCUGGGUUUGUAAAUUCUUCUUCCUGCACCUCCCCACACCCAAUUCCAAUCCCCUCGAUCUGGCUAUGGAUUACGAACCCUACGACAGCAGCGGUACCGAUGAUGAUCUUCCGCCAACCCAUCAAAAUAGAAUUCCCAGGGGAGGACGUGUUUCUGGGAAUGGAAGAUCUGCUGUUGGUUCAACUCCAUACCCCAGGGUGUAUGGUGAAAUUGAUAUGGAAACCCAAAUUCAUCAAUUUGAGCAGGAAGCAUACAGUUCAGUUCUGAGAGCCUUUAAAGCUCAAGCAGAUGCCAUUACUUGGGAGAAAGAAAGUUUGAUUACAGAGCUGAGAAAAGAGCUGAGAUUAUCUAAUGAGGAACACCGAGAACUUCUAGGUCGGGUUAAUGCGGAUGACACAAUACGGAGGAUAAGGGAAUGGAGACAGACAGGUGGCCAUCAGACUGGCAUGCUGAGUACUGGUCAAGCUCUACAUGAUUCAAUUCCCAGUCCGACGGUUUCUGCAUCUCGCAAAAAGCAGAAGAUUACGCCACCCGUACCAUCACGUUCUUUUGGUGGGCCUUCUCCUUCAUUUCACCCCACGGUGACUGCACCCCACCAGCCAUCUUCUUCUGCAAAACGAGGAUCUGGUCCUGGAUCAAAGGGGAAGAAGCAAAAACCUGGUCAAAUAUUACCUGGUGUAUCUUCAGUGAAGCAGUUUCCUCCUUCAGGACCAGGUGGAAGGAAUCAAGUACCUAAUAGAGCUGUCAUGGGUGAACGUGCCGGAGGUGGAUCAUUUGAUGCACCACUGAUCGGUAGAAAAGUGCGGACGAGAUGGCCUGACGACAAUAACUUCUAUGAAGCUGUUAUCUGUGAUUACAAUCCCAAUGAUGGACGGCACAGUUUGGUCUAUGACAUGGGGACUGCAAAUGAAACAUGGGAAUGGGUUAAACUGUCAGAGAUAUCUCCUGAAGAUAUUCAGUUGGUAGAAGAGGAGGAUCCUGAAAGUAAUCAUCGCGGGGGUUUUGGGGGUCCUGGUCAUGGGAUGAAUAGGUCUGUAGGGCGUGAGAGUGGUCCAGGAGUUGGAAGAGGUAGAGGGGUUCCAAAGGGUCAAUCUAGAAAAGAUUUUUUGUCAUCACAAAAUGGCAUAGGAAAGGCUCCCGGUGAUAUUCAGAUACUACACACAGACACACUAAUAAAGGAGGUGGAGAGGGUAUUUAGUGCAAAUCAUCCUGAUCCCCUUGAAAUUGAGAAAGCAAAGAAAGUAUUAAAGGAUCAUGAGCAGGCUCUUGUUGAUGCGCUUGCAAGACUUACUGAUCUCUCUGAUGGUGAAAGUGAUGGGCCUGGCCACCAUUUUCCACAUGGUCGAUCUAUGGAUCGAGAAUGAUGACGAAAUUGUUCCUUUGUACAAUGAGAAGAUAAGGCAUUAUGGUAGCAUAACUCUGGAAAAAAGGGUGUAUUUUUCAAAUAUAAUUAAGACAAAAAGACUAUUUACCCUUUAACAAUUUAUAGCUCUAGCCAUGUUCUUGUGGAUUAGGUAUUAUCUAGGAUGGCAAUUGUUGUAGUUUGGUAAUAAUUAUUUAGUAUCGAGUUUAAAAUUUGACGUAGGACCAGCUGAUACUUGUUUAAAAUUUGACAGUGAUUAAUGUGUGUUAGUGUAUAAAUUCUUGUACUUAAUGUGUCAAAAUUCUUGUAUUAGGGCUGUGCA
Molecule: messenger RNA, 1796 nt
Organism: Medicago truncatula (barrel medic)
Lineage: Eukaryota; Viridiplantae; Streptophyta; Magnoliopsida; Fabales; Fabaceae
Product: protein EMSY-LIKE 3
Biological process (GO): defense response to fungus
Cellular component (GO): nucleus
Source: RefSeq, a predicted model, not a curated record